UAUGAAAUAAUAUGCUUGGAAUAACAAUUUUCGACAAAUAAUUUUUGUUAUUUUUAUAAUUUCCCAAUAAGUAUAAUUUUGUAUAUGCUUAUAUAUAGUGUACUUAUAAAUAUAUAUACAUAUACAUAUACAUUUAUGUAAUAUUUAUACAGUUGAUUUUAAAGUAUUGUUUUAUUCUUGUUAUAGUGUGCUACUGAAUGAUACACAUAUUAUUAUAUUUGUUAGUGAAUUAAAAUGUUUUAAACUCAACAGAGUGCUGGUACAUAUUUAUGAUAGUAUAUCAACUGCUCUUUAGCCCAAUAAUGACAUGGUAACUGCUACCGAGCUUUUGAAUCUUCUCGAAACGGCCACUAACAACGGUUGGUGUGACCCAACUGUAUUAGCUGCAAUUCUUGUUCUAAUAUUAAUCAAGUGUAGACAAGAGUUAUCUGAAUGUAGCUCGUCAUCAUACUCAUCACAGCCGUCUAUCCAGUCGAUGGAACAAAAAUUACAUGUUGGCCAGCGUGAUGGUCAUACAAGGGAUGCGUUACUGGAAAAGGAGCUCGACUGGCUGGGAAAAGAAGAUCGUGGCCGGAGAUUGCGCGUGGACCGACAGACAUUCCACAAGCUGUUGUUUAAGUUGCACCCGUUUAUGACAAACGCUAAAAAUGGACAAAAGAUAAGUUCUGCCAGACGACUAACUGCAACGCUUAGAUUCCUGGCCACCAGUUCAACGUUGCAAGAAAUUAAAAUUGAUACUCACAUAUCACCACAAAUGUUGGCCAAAAUUAUUGUAGAAACUUGUGAAUGUAUUAUUGAAGCACUUGCAGAUUAUAUUAAGUGCCCCCAAAGUGAAGAAGAAUGGUUGCGUGUGUCGAUGACUUUUGAACGCACUACAAGAUUUCCAUCAUGUCUCGGUGCUGCUUGUGCUCGUCACAUUGAACUGCGAAAAGUUUCUAAAGCAGACUCUGAUUACCUGAAUGAACGACGUCGACCUAGUGUAUUGUUAUCAGCCAUGGUAGAUGCUAACUACGAGUUUCUUUUGGCAGAUACAUGUCCCAGUGGACAUUUAUCUGAAACCAACCCACCAAAUCGAAUACUAGAACGCAAAAUAUGUUCUGCAACAUUACCAUGUCGCACAGAUCCUAAUCAGUUACCUUAUGUGUUUGUGGGCGAUGACUCUUUUAAGUUACAGGAGAAUUUCAUGGUACCUUAUAGAGCAGUGAAUGAAAAAGGAGGCGAAGCCAACAAGUUAUAUAAUCGUCAACUAGUCAGAGCAAACCAGCGGGCAGCCAAGACACUGGCAAUUAUGGCUUGGAGGUUUGGGGUUCUACAGACCCCUGUCAACCUAGAAGCAAAAAAAGUACAGACCAUCGUCAAGGCAUGUUGUUACUUACAUAAUUUCUUCAAGCGUGAAAGUUUCCAUUAUAUUGAUAGCAACAUGGAAGCAGUUAUCAAGGCCGACAUGGCGCCAAUCGUGUGGGGUCCUAACACCACGGUUGUUCCGCAUUUCAAUAACUGUGAUACUGAUUCACAAUAUGUUAGAGACAGUUUUUCAAAAUACUUUUACACUCUUUUGAGAGCCAAGCAUUCAUAAAUUAUUAUUGUAUAACAGUGGUGUAGUCGAAGCAAAGGCGUAUGCUGUGUAUAACCCAACUGCCACUUUGCAUGUAGUUGUAACGAGAAUCAUGUACUCAGAAAAGUGGGUACACACAGUAUAUUCACUAAAACCUACACCACUGUAUUAGCUUGUAUGGACAGAAAAAAAACGUCUAUAAUGCAUAUUAAACAGACAUAUUUCUUGUUACUAGUUUGGUUCAUAUUUUACUAGACAUAAUGAAAUAUUAUACUAGUCCAUUUAUAAACAUGUUAGCGUGUUGCAAUAAAAUAUAAUUAAAGUUAUGCUGCGCGUUUUAUAAAAACACAUUUUGCCAAA
Messenger RNA from Adelges cooleyi (spruce gall adelgid), 1915 nucleotides. RefSeq lists its product as uncharacterized. Bases 308 to 1576 code for a protein of 422 amino acids. The transcript is spliced from 2 exons. Lineage: Eukaryota; Metazoa; Arthropoda; Insecta; Hemiptera; Adelgidae. The record is from RefSeq and is a predicted model, not a curated record.